Molecule: messenger RNA, 3044 nt
Organism: Lethenteron reissneri (Far Eastern brook lamprey)
Lineage: Eukaryota; Metazoa; Chordata; Hyperoartia; Petromyzontiformes; Petromyzontidae
Gene: SLC17A5
Product: solute carrier family 17 member 5
Biological process (GO): transmembrane transport; monoatomic anion transport
Cellular component (GO): apical plasma membrane
Molecular function (GO): transmembrane transporter activity
Source: RefSeq, a predicted model, not a curated record
GCCCCGGGGCGGGGGGUGCCGGCUACCUCAGCCCUCACGUGAGCAGUGAACGAUGGCGCAGAACGGAGUCUCGGAUGGCGAGGAGGAGGCGACGGAGGAGAGAGCACGGAGCAGUCUCUCCGACACGCAGCCCCUGCUCCCCCGCAGCAAUGUGUCUACCCCCGGAGCGCCCAUGUGCUGCUCCGCACGCUACAACCUCGCGGUGCUCUCCUUCCUCGGCUUCUUCAUGGUCUACGCGCUGCGCGUUAACCUCAGCGUCGCCCUGGUCGCCAUGGUGAACCACACCACCGACGGCAACGUCACGGCCGCGUCGUCGUGGCACGCGGGCGACGUGGACUGCCCGGGGCGCGUGGUGGACAACGGCACGGACGCGGGGCCUGGGCGGGGACCAAAGUACAACUGGGAUGUGAAGACCCAGGGCUGGAUCCUCAGUGCCUUCUUCUAUGGCUACAUCAUCACACAGGUGCCCGGGGGAUACCUGGCCGGGCGCUACGGGGGGAAGAUGUUGUUUGGGAUCGGCGUCGCCUGCACCACGCUGCUGACGCUGGCCACGCCGCCCGCGGCGAGCUUCGGGGUCCCCUGGCUCAUCGUGGUGCGCGUCAUCGAGGGCUUCGGGGAGGGAGCCACUUUUCCCACCAUGCACGCCAUGUGGGCCCACUGGGCCCCGCCGCUGGAGAGGAGCCGGCUGCUCACAAUCUCCUACGCCGGUGCUCAGUUUGGGACGGUCGUUUCUCUACCGCUGUCGGGCCUUCUCAUCGACACCCUGGGCUGGCCGUCCGUCUUCUACAUAUUCGGCGGGCUGGGUGUGGCGUGGUGCGUCCUGUGGUUCCUGCUGGCCUGGGACACCCCCGACAGCCACCCACACAUCUCGGAGCAGGAGAGGAGCUACAUCAAGGACUCACUUCGGCACAUGGAGCAUGGCGAGGGUCACCGGCGUGUGCCCUGGGGGAGCAUGGCGCUGUCCCCGCGCCUCUGGGCCAUCAUUGUCGCCCACUUCUGCUACAACUGGGCAUUCUACACGCUGCUCACGUGCCUGCCCAUGUACAUGAACGACGUCCUGCACUUCAACAUCAAGAAGAACGGGCUGCUGUCUGCUCUGCCCUACCUGGGCUGCUGGCUGGCCAUGGUGCUGGGAGGACAGGUAGCUGACCACAUCCGCAUGCGCCACCUGCUGUCCGUGACAGCCACGCGCAAGGUCUUCACCACGCUGGGCCUGCUGGGCCCCGGCGUGUUCCUGGUGGCCACCGGCUUCGUGGGCUGCAACUACACGCUGGCGGUCGCCUUCCUCACCCUCUCCUCCUCCAUGGGGGGGCUCAGCAUGUCCGGCUUCAACAUCAACCACCUGGACAUCGCGCCACAAUAUGCUGGCAUUCUCCUCGGCAUCACCAACACGUUUGCCACGAUCCCCGGCUUCCUGGGGCCUCUGGUCGUAGGGUACCUGACCCCCGAGCACUCGCUGCCCGAGUGGCAGACGGUGUUCAACAUCGCGGCGAGCGUGGACGCGUUCGGGGCACUCGCCUACCUCGUGCUGGGCUCCGGGGAGCUGCAGGAUUGGGCCAAGGACCUGCCGAUUCACACGCACGCACAGUGAUAUCACGCAACACCACGUACGCACAGUGAUAUCACGCACGCACCACCACGCACGCACAGUGAUAUCAAGCACGCAACACCACGCACACACAGUGAUAUCACGCAUGCAUCACCAUGCAUGCAACACAACUCACGCAUAAUGAUAUCACGCACGGCAUACACAGUGAUAUCACACACGGCAUGCACACAGUGAUAUCACACACACAACACGUGCUCGCACCUCACGCAAACGCACGGACAGCGAUAUCACACACAGCACGCACACAGUGAUAUCACACACACGUCAAACCCACACAUCUCACACGCACGCGUGUGCAAUCGUAGCCCGCACACGUGACCUCCCUGCGUGGGCGCAGGGAACCUCCAUAAGUGCCUUGAUUGUUUACACUACGCCCGGCUGUGAGACGUGGCGGGGGGAGACGCCGCACUUGAUCGGCUCGGCCGAGACUGCUGGCGGUGGUUGUGGUGGUGGGGAGACCGCUGCCCUCCACCCACCCCUCACCCCCUCACCCCUUCACCCCUUCACCCCUUCACCCCCUCACCCAGUCGUGGGAAGCCCUGGGCAGCCACGGGAGUGAUUGUCUCGCGCUGGUUGUGCUGCCGUACGCCGAGCCAGCACCGAUUCCAUGCCCACUCAGCCCAGCCGUGGGCUGGCACAUUAAGAGCGAACAGGGUGAAUGAAGGGGGUGGGCGGACUGCGGGGAUACACAAAAUGCCCCACAUGGGGAGGCUGUAGUUGGUGUCGAGAGUAGGGCUGGUGCUGCUUGUGUCUUUGGCCGGUGUAUGAUUAGGGGUAGGGUCUGGUUGGUUGGUGUAUGGUUAUGCGUAGGACAGUGUUCUUCACUAAUGUUCAGAGAGGGGGGGCCCACUUUCGCCGAUAAUACAUAAGUGUGAGGGCCGCCACACAUUUAAAACCAUUGGGGUUUGACAGCACUAUGAUGGGGGUGUUUUCCCAUUUGUGUAUUGUCGGCGGCCGCACUAAAGGCCACGAAGGGCCGCCAGUGGCCCUUGGGCCUUGCAACGAAGAACGCUGGCGUGUGGUCUGGUCGCGAGUGCGGUGUGGUUAUUGACAAGGAUUGCUUGGCUGGUGGGGUAGAGUUAGAGGUUGACACGUGGUCACCGGUCACUGCUGAGGUCAGCUCUGCCGUCACUGCCGAGUGAGCGACGCCUCCGCCACACGCUGCUCACGGCCGUGUCCGCCAAAUCGCCACGGUUUUUUUUGUAUCUUCAGGCUUUUUUAAUCUUAAAGAGGUGGAGAUAAGGGAUUCGGUAUUUGUUUGAUGAUAUUGCACUUUUCUGCGGCUCGGAUGAAAGGGCCUCUCCGGCUAACCGGGGUGGGUGCUGUUUACCGUGUCGCCCGCGUGAUUUUGUCCGUCGAUUUCUGUGCGUGCCGGUUGCGAUCGUCAGCUCGGCCACUCUUUCUAAUAAUAAAUGACACUCCCUUGGUAAUAAUG